AUGGUUCAAUCUACCUAUGAUACUCUGUUCAACAAGAACAUGACCUCUACUGGACAAGUCUCAACUACCUCGGUUGUCACAAAGGCCAACUAUUUUGAUUGGCAAGAUAACUCUUCCCUCAAACUCGGAAAGCAAAUGAUCACAAUCACCGUCGGCGCCCAUAAAAAAAAGUUCCUAGUUCACGCCGACCUUAUCAAUCUUCAACCUCGUAUCUUCCGUCGUCUUCGAAUCUCUAGAUCGGUUGAUACAGGUGAUUCGUCAGGCUGGUUUGAUGUAUACCAACCCAUCUCAUGUUCCGUAUUCGUCCGCCUUCUCCAAUUUUCCUAUCAUGGGAAAUUGUUUCCUGGGAUUUCGAUCGAUACAUUAUGGCAUCUAUACCUCUUUGCCCACAAAAAUAAAGCCCAAGAUCUUGAGGAUAUUAUCAUGAAUCGGAUCAUGACUACGCAUCGAUCCGAUAAACAAUUAUUUCCUGAGCCAAGACAUAUUGAACUUGGGUACAAUUAUACCAAGGAGAAUUCCGCCGGGAGAAAGUUUCUUGCUUUGUGUUAUGCUGCUAUGAUGCAUGUUAAUACAAAGCUACCCUCUAUCUACAAUAAGGAAGUUCUAGUAGAAUUAGGGAAAAAGUGCGAUGGUCUCUUGAUUGAUGUCUCUAAUCUUACGAAUGGUAAGGGGUCAAUAAAUAUCUCAGAAUGGGAUCCUAGAUAUGCUCCUGAAUGCUUGUAUCAUCAUCAUGCAUAG
This is a messenger RNA of Botrytis deweyae, 738 nucleotides long. RefSeq lists its product as uncharacterized. NCBI's taxonomy places the organism in Eukaryota, Fungi, Ascomycota, Leotiomycetes, Helotiales, Sclerotiniaceae. The coding region runs from base 1 to 738 and encodes 245 amino acids. The record is from RefSeq and is a predicted model, not a curated record. The transcript is spliced from 2 exons.